UGAGUUUGCUACCAACGCGAGCGGUUCGAGCGAUAUACAAGUAGCACGUAAUACUAAUCUCAUUCGUUGAAAUCAUAUUUGGAUAAAAAUCAAUUGCUGCACUAGAAAGUUGCCAUCGAGUCAUGCUAAUCAAAUGAAUAAUUAAUUUAAUACGAGAACAGAAACAUGUGUUGCUGGCAUUUUUCGAUUGUUUGUAUCGAUCACUAUUGAUUAACGACGGCUAACGGUUUUCGGUCCAGUUAUUGAAAAAAUAAGCAAGGAUAAUGAUGGAAAACGGUGACUAUGCCGUGCAGUACGGCGAAGAAAGCUACAUGGAACAAGAAGAAGAGUGGGAACGCGAAGGUCUCCUAGAUCCUGCCUGGGAAAAACAACAAAAAAAGACCUUCACUGCAUGGUGUAACAGUCACCUUCGAAAGGCCGGUACAUCAAUCGAAAACAUUGAAGACGAUUUUCGCAAUGGACUCAAACUCAUGCUGCUGCUGGAAGUCAUUUCCGGCGAAACCCUACCAAAGCCAGACCGUGGUAAAAUGCGUUUCCACAAGAUUGCCAAUGUGAACAAGGCAUUGGAUUUCAUCGCAUCGAAAGGUGUCAAAUUGGUAUCCAUUGGAGCAGAAGAAAUCGUCGAUGGCAACUUGAAAAUGACUCUGGGUAUGAUUUGGACGAUCAUUCUUCGGUUCGCCAUUCAGGACAUUUCAGUGGAGGAAAUGACGGCUAAGGAAGGUCUGCUGCUUUGGUGUCAACGCAAAACUGCCCCUUACAAGAACGUUAACGUUCAAAACUUCCAUCUCAGUUUCAAGGACGGUCUAGCAUUCUGUGCUUUGAUCCAUCGUCAUAGACCUGAUUUGAUAGAUUAUUCCAAACUUUCGAAAGACAAUCCACUCGAGAAUUUGAACACCGCGUUCGACGUAGCAGAAAAGUUCCUGGAUAUUCCACGCAUGUUGGACCCGGACGAUUUGAUCAACACUCCAAAGCCAGACGAACGUGCCAUUAUGACUUAUGUGUCGUGUUAUUAUCAUGCUUUCCAAGGAGCUCAGCAGGCGGAAACGGCUGCCAAUCGAAUCUGCAAAGUUCUGAAAGUCAAUCAGGAGAACGAACGACUUAUGGAAGAAUACGAGCGAUUGGCUAGUGAUCUGUUAGAAUGGAUUCGUCGCACUAUGCCUUGGUUGAAUUCGAGACAAACCGAUAGUACGCUGGCGGGAGUACAGAAGAAGCUGGAAGAAUACAGAACUUACAGACGCAAGCACAAGCCACCACGAGUAGAGCAGAAGGCCAAACUCGAAACUAACUUCAACACUUUGCAAACCAAGCUACGUUUAUCGAAUCGUCCAGCCUAUAUGCCAACCGAGGGCAAGAUGGUGUCCGACAUUACGAAUUCUUGGAAGGGAUUGGAACAUGCGGAAAAGGCAUUCGAGGAGUGGCUUCUGGCUGAAACCAUGCGCCUUGAGCGCCUGGAGCAUCUGGCCCAGAAAUUCAAGCAUAAAGCCGAUACGCACGAAGACUGGACAAAGGGCAAGGAGGAGAUGCUGCAGUCCCAAGAUUAUCGUAACUGUAAGCUGAAUGAGCUCAAAGCUCUCAAGAAAAAGCAUGAAGCAUUUGAAUCUGAUCUGGCUGCCCAUCAAGAUCGUGUCGAACAAAUUGCUGCCAUUGCUCAAGAGUUGAACACUUUGGAAUAUCACGAUUGUGUUUCUGUUAACGCACGUUGCCAACGCAUUUGCGACCAAUGGGAUCGUCUAGGAGCAUUGACGCAACACCGUCGCCAAGGCUUGGAUGAGGCCGAAAGAAUUCUAGAGAAGAUCGACUUGCUGCACUUGGAAUUCGCCAAACGAGCUGCUCCUUUCAACAAUUGGCUCGAUGGAGCCCGCGAGGAUCUUGUCGAUAUGUUCAUCGUACAUACGAUGGAGGAAAUUCAAGGUUUGAUUCAAGCCCACGACCAAUUCAAGGCAACUCUGGGCGAAGCAGAUAAGGAAUUCAAUGUAAUCGUCGGCUUGGUUCGUGAUGCUGAAGCUAUUGUCAAACAAGAGCAGGUUCCUGGAGGCCUUGUUAAUCCUUACACUACGCUGACUGCUGAUGCAAUUAGCCGUAAAUGGUCUGAGGUACGCGCUUUAGUACCACAACGCGACCAAACAUUGGCUAAUGAACUGCGCAAGCAGCAGAACAAUGAAAUGCUGCGCCGGCAGUUUGCCGAAAAGGCCAAUGCUGUUGGACCUUGGAUCGAACGUCAAAUGGAUGCCGUAACCGCUAUUGGCAUGGGUAUUUCUGGAUCACUUGAAGAACAGUUGCACCGUUUGAAAGAAUAUGAACAAGCUGUAUAUGCUUACAAACCCAGUAUUGAAGAGCUGGAAAAGAUUCACCAAGCUGUGCAGGAAUCUAUGGUCUUCGAAAAUCGAUACACACAUUACACCAUGGAAACUUUGCGUGUUGGAUGGGAACAACUGUUAACAUCGAUCAACAGAAAUAUCAAUGAAGUCGAGAAUCAAAUUCUCACUCGUGAUUCCAAGGGAAUCACACAGGAACAAUUGACAGAAUUCCGUUCCAGCUUCAACCACUUUGACAAGAACCGCACGGGUCGCUUGGCACCGGAAGAAUUCAAAUCAUGUCUAGUUUCUCUCGGAUACUCGAUUGGCAAGGAUAAACAAGGAGACAUGGACUUCCAGCGUAUUCUCGCCGUAGUGGACCCGAACAACUCAGGAUACGUACAAUUUGACGCGUUCCUUGACUUCAUGACUAGGGAAAGCACCGAUACCGAUACUGCUGAACAGGUUAUUGAUUCCUUCAGAAUCCUGGCUUCGGACAAGCCUUACAUUCUGCCGGAUGAAUUGCGCCGUGAGCUGCCACCAGAUCAAGCAGAAUAUUGUAUUCAAAGGAUGCCACCAUACAAAGGACCGAAUGCCGUUCCUGGAGCCCUUGAUUACAUGUCCUUCAGUACAGCAUUGUACGGAGAAAGUGAUCUGUAAUUGCCUCCACAAUCCCUUGGGAGAUUGUAACAUAUUGAAAACAUUCAGUAAAGCGAAGCAGAAACAUCUCCGGUUAUAUGUUACAUGCCAUAUAUUGUGUUAGAAAAAAUGACGGAAAAGAUCUUUUACGUCAUAUCGAUAACCAACUCUAAUAAAACCGGUCACAUGUUGUCUGGUGACGCGUUUGUUGAAUCAACAUCCAUCCAAUCGACGUGCGAAUCAGAAUGCCAUAAUUCGAUAAAAAAUUACAAGAUUAACACAGAGGACUAAGCGUGCGAGUCGAAAAAAAAAAUGGAAAAUGUAAU
Aedes aegypti (yellow fever mosquito) is the source of this 3259-nucleotide messenger RNA. RefSeq names its product alpha-actinin, sarcomeric (gene Actn). Gene Ontology annotation, cellular component: cell junction; cortical actin cytoskeleton; Z disc. Gene Ontology annotation, molecular function: calcium ion binding; actin filament binding. NCBI's taxonomy places the organism in Eukaryota, Metazoa, Arthropoda, Insecta, Diptera, Culicidae. The coding region runs from base 264 to 2954 and encodes 896 amino acids. The record is from RefSeq and is a predicted model, not a curated record. The transcript is spliced from 11 exons. Gene Ontology annotation, biological process: actin cytoskeleton organization; muscle cell development.